UUCGGCAACCGCGCGUAUCCUUUAACAAUCCCCGCGUUGACGCGUUCAAAGUCCGUGAGUGCGCCUCCAACGUCCAAUCACAGUGUUGUUUUUAUCAGUGCUGGAAGCCCUAGUGUCCGAUGCGAAAAAUCAGCAGCAACCUCUUUCUGUGUGACCUGUCCAACCAACCGAGAUGCUGAUCACCUGACUCCCAGCCGCAGCCAUGGCCCCAGCGCUUCGCGACCUAAUCCUCUUCUGCUCAGCCCUCCUUCAAGCUUCGCUAGCCGACCCCUCCCCUGAUCCGAGGCCCCCCUUGUCCUCUCGAACGGUCAGGACGAAGUACGGUGACGUGAGUGGUGUUAUAAUGACCUUGGAUGCCAAGCACCUGGAGCCUGUCGAGGUGUUCCGCGGUAUUCCCUACGCUAGUCCGCCCUUGGGCAGUCUGAGGUUCAUGCCUCCAGUGACGGGGGCUCUUUGGCACGGUGUCAAGGUCGCGGACAAGUUCAGCCCGGUUUGCCCACAGAGGCUGCCCGAUAUCUCGAAUGAGACGGCUGCGCUGAGGAGGAUGCCCCGGGGCAGACUGGAGUAUUUGAAGAGGCUGCUGCCUUACUUGAGGGAGCAGAGUGAGGAUUGCUUGUAUUUGAACAUCUACGCUCCAGUGCAAGAUCUGUUCGUAGAAAAACUGAACGUCACAGUUGAUUUCCCUUUAGAAAAACUGGAUAUGAGCUAUUACGCAGCCGAUGGAAGUGUGCCGUUCCACUACGAUCUAUAUGCUAUUUCGAAACAUAGCGGUACCAUCAACAGUGGUCACUAUAUGGCCUACUGCAAACAUCUGUACCCGAACAUCUGGCACGAAUUUAACGAUUGUCGUGUUUCUUCAAUUUCAUCAGAUUCGAUCAUCACCACCACUUCCACAAGCAAUGGCUGCUCUUCGAGCACCAAACCAGAUCAAUUCGCAAAUACCACCCAGUCGCAAGACAACACCAAGAUUAUCCUUGAUGAUUCCAGAAAAAAUUUUGUUUCGGAUCUAGGUAUCAACCAACCUAGUUUGGAAGAUGGUCAUGAGAAUAAAAUAGCCAAAAAUGUUAAGUCAGGUUUUCGAAGUAAGUAUAGCUGUGAAACAGCAUUCCAAUGUGCUGUGGAUGGCUGGAAAAAAAAGUUCAGGAGCAAAUCAAAUGCCAGAUUGUACUUCUUGACCUUCGAAGGGCUUCUGGAUCUGUGGAUCGAGGAAGAAGAAUGCAAGACAAACAGACAGUUCAAUGAAAAACAAGUCGAAGAAAGACCUGCUAUUCUCCUAACCAAAACUCCUGAGAGGUGCAAUAGAAGUAAGUAA
Messenger RNA from Phaedon cochleariae (mustard beetle), 1312 nucleotides. Lineage: Eukaryota; Metazoa; Arthropoda; Insecta; Coleoptera; Chrysomelidae. The record is from the annotation of a GenBank genome assembly.